CCAGGCCCCGGGCAGCAGAGGCCAGAAAUAACCACCGGGGCAAGCGCCAGCCCCGGGCGACCGCGGGAUGGAGCGCGCGUAACCGCCGGCGCGACGCAUCCAGUGCUUACUUGUACACCGGCCCCCACGAGCGGGGACCCACUCGCAGCCCCCAACCCUCUCUCGACGCGCGCGCGCACGCCACCGAUCUCGAUCGACGACAACGAUGCAGGCGGUGAGGCCGGCUGCGCGGGAGGAGGAGGCGCAGGAGGUCCGGGAGGUGGUCAAGGAGGAGGCGCCCCAGGAGAAGGAGGUGGCCGUGGUCGGGGAACACCACCAUCACCAGCAGCAAAGCAAGGCCAAGGGCUCCCAGGCCGCCGCCGCCGAGGAGGAGGAGGAGCUGGUGGACGUGGAGGCGGACCAGGCGGAGGCGGACGGCGAGGCCGAGGCGGGGGCGUCCGCCAAGAAGAACCGGAUCCAGGUCUCCACCAACAAGAAGCCGCUCUACUUCUACGUCAACCUCGCCAAGAGGUACAUGCAGAACUACGAUGAGGUUGAACUCUCGGCUCUGGGGAUGGCAAUUGGAACUGUUGUGACUGUUUCUGAGAUCCUCAAAAACAAUGGCUUGGCCACUGAAAAGAAGAUCCUGACAUCAACCAUUGGAACCAAAGAUGAGUUAAAGGGGCGACUCGUCCGUAAAGCCAAAAUUGAAAUUCUACUGUGUAAAUCAGAGAACUUCAACAGCAUCAUGUCCAGCAAAAAAUCUCCGAAAUCCGCAGACGACGAAAUCAAGGUCUGAUCAUGUCCACGGGAAGUUGAUACCAUCCUGUUUGAGACAGUGAGAGGCGGCACCAAUCUGAUCCAGUAGUAAUUAGGGUACCUUAGUCCUUGUUAAGGAGUGAUGGUUCAUAUCUUUGUGAGGAAGAUGUUUCCUGUCACCCCUUAAUUACUGCUCUGGUGUUCCAGCUGAAACCUGCAAAAAUUGCAACACCUUGCAACUGCAUCCGUAUGAGAUGAUGAUGAUGAAAUGCAUUUAGAAUCUCGGCCUUUUGAGGCUGGGGCUAGUAUUCCUAAAAGCACCUCAGUUUUCAGUUUGUUGUACCUUUUGCUUAUGAAUUGAAGCAUUUGGACGUGGAGAUGAUCGGUACUAUAAUCAAUGGCUAAGGUUUUGUAAUUUAAAAUUCAUGUCGUGUUUGGGUAA
Molecule: messenger RNA, 1180 nt
Organism: Brachypodium distachyon (stiff brome)
Lineage: Eukaryota; Viridiplantae; Streptophyta; Magnoliopsida; Poales; Poaceae
Exons: 5
Coding region: 206-778 (190 amino acids)
Cellular component (GO): nucleus
Molecular function (GO): RNA binding
Source: RefSeq, a predicted model, not a curated record